GCCAGAACCUCCACAGAUUAAAGAUGAACAGGAGGAACCAGAACCUCCACAGAUUAAAGAAGAACAGGAGGAACCAGAACCCCCACAGAUUAAAAAUGAACAGGAAGAACCAGAACCGCAGAAUAAAGAUGAACCUGAGGGACCAGAAUAUCCACAAAUCCAAAAGGGACAGGAGGAACUCUGCAGCAGUCAUCAAGGAGAACAGCUUAUUCUGAACCAGGAGACUUAUUCCAUUAUGGAGACUCCUACUGAUGAGGAAUCAAACAGUGACCAACUCCUGUCUCACAUUUCUCCUGGAGCUGAGAGCCCAGAUCAGGAGGGAAGCAAGCAUGUAGACUCAGGAUCAACUAGGAAUAAAGAGCUGAAUCCAAAGAGGAGAGACAACUCUCCUAUGUCAAAGAGUCAGUGUGAUACUGACACAGGUAGAAACUCUGUAACAUGUGACGUCUGUGGAAAAAACUUUAAGUAUCAGUGCGAUAUGAAGACACAUUACAGAAUCCACACAGGUGAGAAACCUUAUUGUUGCAGAACAUGCGGGAAGAGUUACACUAAAAAUGGUCAUUUAACUGUCCACAUGAGGAUUCACACGGGUGAGAAGCCAUAUCCUUGUGAAACAUGUGAUAAAACAUUCAGGCAAAGAUCUCAAUUAACUGUCCACAUGAGGACUCAUACAGGUGAGAAACCGUAUCCCUGUGAAAUGUGUGAUAAGACCUUUAACUCAGUAUAUGGAUUAAACGUCCACAUGAGGACUCACACGGGUGAGAAGCCAUAUCCCUGUGAAAUGUGUGGUAAGACCUUUAACGCAGUAUCAGAUUUAAAAGUCCACGUGAGGAUUCACACAGGCGAGAAACCGUAUCCUUGCAAAACAUGUGGUAAAACCUUCAAGUCAAGUUCUGAUUUAUGGUAUCACAGGAGCACUCACACAGGUGAGAAGCCGCAUUGUUGUGAAACAUGUGGUAAAACAUUCAGGCAAAGCUGUAAAUUAACUAUCCACAUGAGGACUCACACAGGAGAGAAGCCGUAUUCCUGUGAAAUGUGUGGUAAGACCUUCAAAACAGGAACUGAAUUAAAUGCCCACAUGAGGAGUCACACAGGAGAGAGGCCGUAUCCUUGCAAAACAUGUGGUAAAACCUUCAAAUCAACAUCUUAUUUAAAUGUCCACAUGAGGAGUCACACAAGAGAGAAGCCGUAUCCCUGUGAAAUGUGUGGAAAGACCUUCAACACAGUAUCUGAUUUAAAUGUCCACAUGAGGAGUCACACAGGAGAGAAGCCGUAUCCUUGCAAAACAUGUGGUAAAACCUUCAAAUCAAUAUCUUAUUUAAAUGUCCAUAUGAGGAUUCACACAGGAGAGAAGCCCUAUCCCUGUGAAAUGUGUGGAAAGACCUUCAGAUCAGGAUCUGAUUUAAAUGUCCACAUGAGGAGUCACACAGGAGAGAAGCCAUAUCCCUGUAAAAUGUGUGGCAAGACCUUCAAAAAAGCAUCUGACUUAAAUGUCCACAUGAGGAGUCACACAGGAGAGAAGCCGUAUCCCUGUAAAAUGUGUGGUAAGACCUUCAAAACAACAUCUAAUUUAAAUUCCCACAUGAGGACUCACACAGGAGAAAAGCCAUAUCCUUGUGAAAUGUGUGGUAAGACCUUCAACUCAGCAUCUGAUUUAACUAUCCACAUGAGGACUCACACAGGAGAGAAGCCGUAUCCUUGUGAAAUUUGUGGUAAGUCCUUUAGACGAAGAUCUCAAUUGAAUCUACACAUGAGGAUUCACACAGGAGAGAAGCCGUAUCCUUGUCAAAUUUGUGGUAAGUCCUUUAGACGAAGAUCUCAAUUGAAUCUACACAUGAGGAUUCACACAGGAAAGAAGCCGUAUUCUUGCACAACAUGUGGUAAAACCUUAAGGUUAAAAUCUGGAUUAAAUACCCACACAAAGACUCACGUAGGUGAAGUGUCAUCCUCCUUAACCAACUGUACAAGAAAUAAAUCUCUGGGAAGCUAAGCUUGAGAAGAGGGAAACAUCAGAAUCAUCAGAAUUUGUUCAGUUUGAAUGUCGAAGGAGACAUCUCCCUCUGCCUGGGACGAACAUCUAACUGACACUUGAGUUUACAACAGGACUUGGAGAGGAUCACUUCAUGGCCACCUUUGAUUGUUAAUCUAAAGAUAAGGAGGUGAAGAAAACACAACAAGGCUGUGUUUUAAUGGCAAGAACUUGAAGAAUAUGGCUAACAAAACAACUCUUCCAGAUACUGUAGUACUAUGUAUAGAAACUAUGUAAUUAAGAUAAUUUGAUGAUACUUAACCCCUAUUGGGGAAAUUUGAAUGCCACAGCGGCACGUCAAGAGAACCAGUGACAAAAAGGAAAUUAAGUUGGCCUGACAAAACAAAUGACCACUACACAAGAACAAAGAGAAAGGAAAAGGAAGAUCAGAUGUUAACCAUCAAUUGGAGACAUAUUCCUGCAGUGACUUGACUCUAGUUACCAUUAAAAUCAACUCGCAUCUCAAUCUGCACGUUUCCAUAGUUCAAAUGGGUUGUUUUUAGAUUUGACAGAGUGACUGAGCUACAGUCUUUGUCACUUAAUGUAUAUUAUGUCAUGUCUAUCUUCUUUAUUUUUAUAUUGACUAAUAUAGUUCUGACCUUUUUAAUUGUUUUUUUCUUGUUUUUUUUAUGAAGAAAGAUUGCUUCAAUAUAUCCACAAAAUAUC
Molecule: messenger RNA, 2695 nt
Organism: Mugil cephalus (flathead mullet)
Lineage: Eukaryota; Metazoa; Chordata; Actinopteri; Mugiliformes; Mugilidae
Product: zinc finger protein 271-like
Exons: 1
Coding region: 236-1990 (584 amino acids)
Biological process (GO): regulation of transcription by RNA polymerase II; central nervous system development
Cellular component (GO): nucleus
Molecular function (GO): RNA polymerase II cis-regulatory region sequence-specific DNA binding; DNA-binding transcription factor activity, RNA polymerase II-specific
Source: RefSeq, a predicted model, not a curated record